Molecule: messenger RNA, 3456 nt
Organism: Cornus florida
Lineage: Eukaryota; Viridiplantae; Streptophyta; Magnoliopsida; Cornales; Cornaceae
Product: receptor-like protein kinase FERONIA
Exons: 2
Coding region: 551-3229 (892 amino acids)
Biological process (GO): protein phosphorylation
Molecular function (GO): protein kinase activity; ATP binding
Source: RefSeq, a predicted model, not a curated record
GUAUAAAUAGAUAGAGAGAGAAAGAGAAGGACGCACGCGUUUGCCAAAAUUAUCCUCCCACUUGGAACGCGCUUUCGUCGUGCGAUGAUCAGCUGUCAGCACUCAUCUAGGUAUGGAUCACCCACCGCAGAAAAUGGCAAGAUUAGCAAAUCCAUUACCAGAACAAGGAUAUUUCUGUCAUUCAAAUCGAUACUAAUUGACUGUUAGCAUUAAGUAUUUAUUAAAGAAGGUUACUAUUUAUUAAUUAAAGUCUCACUCCUUAUUACAAAACCAUCAAACGACUUCCUAAUCUCACUGCUCUCUCUCUCUCUCCUCUCUCUCCCUUCUUGCGGCAUGUCGCCGAAUUUCAAACCCUAGUCUCUUUCUCUUCUCUCUCUAGCAAUCUGUUCGAUCUGAUAUUUUGUGCUGAUUCAAAGGUAUCAUUUUGAUUUCGUAGAGUUAUCGUCAGUCCAAAAAUGGCUUGAAGUUUCUUCAAUUGGAUCUAUCUCUCUGUUGUUUUGAAGGUCGCUGAAAUUGUUACAUUUUUGCUGACAUUAUUGGCGUAUUUUCCAUGAGGAACACCGACUCUAAGUAUCAUCCAGAGUGGAUUUCUCUUUUGCUUUUCUUGGCCUUUGUGAUUCAUGUAAUCUCAGCUGCCGAUUAUGUACCAACCGAUAAAAUUCUCCUAAACUGUGGGGCAUCCCCGGAAACUACUGAUGCUGAUGGUAGGAAAUGGACCUCAGAUAUCGGCUCAAAGAUUGCACCAGCAGGUGGGAAUUCGUUGACAUCCCCUGCUGCUACUCAAGACCCUUCUGUUCCUGAGGUCCCUUACAUGACCGCUCGGAUUUUCCGAUCUGAGUUCACCUAUAGCUUUCCUGUAGCUUCUGGUCGUAAAUUUGUACGGCUGUAUUUUUAUCCCGCUUCUUAUGCGGGGCUAAAUGCUGCCAAUGCUCUUUUCUCUGUCACUGCUGGCUCAUAUACCCUUCUGAAGAACUUCAGUGUAGCACAAACAACUGAAGCUCUUAACUAUGCUUUUAUUCUUAAGGAGUAUUCUGUCAAUGUCCCAUCCGAGACAUUGAACAUAACCUUCAAACCUUCAUCCAAUAUUAACAAUUCCUAUGCCUUUGUAAACGGAAUUGAGGUUGUGUCAAUGCCUGAUAUAUAUAAUACAGAGGAUGGAUCAUCCUUGGUUGUUGGUCAAGGUUCUCCAUUCCCCAUUGGCAACAGUACUGCUCUUGAAAAUGUGUAUCGUUUAAAUGUGGGUGGAAAUAGCAUUUCGCCCACUGGUGAUACUGGUUUGUUUAGGUCUUGGUAUGAUGAUUCUCCAUAUAUAUUUGGGGCAGCAUUAGGGGUUACAGUGGCUACCGACGCAAAUGUGACUAUCAAGUACCCCUCAGGCAUGCCUACUUAUGUUGCACCAGUUGAUGUCUAUGCCACUGCUAGAACGAUGGGCCCUGAUCCGAACAUCAAUAAAAACUACAAUUUGACUUGGAUCUUCGCAGUCGACUCAGGUUUCUCUUACCUGGUUAGGCUCCAUUUCUGUGAGGUUUUCCAAAAUGUAUCCCAGCUUAAUUUAAGAGUGUUUGACAUAUUCCUUAAUAAUCAAACUGCAAUUGAGGGGGCAGAUGUGGUUGCUUGGGGGGGCAGCAGUGAAGUUCCAGUUUAUAAGGAUUAUAUUGUGCUGGUUCCUGGUGGGCCUCCUCAACAGGAUCUUUGGCUCGCUCUGCAUCCAGACGAUGCCUCAAGGCCCUUUUAUUAUGAUGCGAUACUGAAUGGAGUGGAGAUAUUCAAAAUUAGCGAUGCUUCUGGAAAUCUCGCGGGUCCAAAUCCAAUCCCAGCUCCAAAACAGGAUGUUAUUGACCCAUCAUUAGCUAAACCGUCCUCCUCUUCAGGUCAAUCAAAGAAUCAAAAAGCUAUUAUUGGCGGAGGUGUUGGUGGUGGUGUUGCUGCAAUCCUUCUUGUUGGUUUGUGUGUUUGUGCUGUUUUCCGUCACCGUAGGCGGGGGAAAGACUCAAGUGCUAGCGAUGGGUGGCUACCUCUUUCUCUAUAUGGAAAUUCACACUCUGCAGGCUCUGCAAAGACAAAUACCACAGGAAGCUAUGCUUCCUCUCUCCCUUCAAAUCUUUGCCGCCAUUUUUCAUUUGCUGAGAUCAAGGCUGCCACCAAUAACUUCGAUGAGGCUCUCCUACUUGGUGUAGGAGGUUUUGGCAAAGUUUACAAGGGAGAAAUUGAUGGUGCAACAACUAAGGUGGCAAUUAAGCGAGGGAACCCCCUUUCUGAGCAAGGUGUGCAUGAAUUUCAAACUGAGAUCGAGAUGCUUUCAAAACUUAGACACCGUCACCUUGUUUCACUGAUUGGUUAUUGUGAAGAGAACUGUGAGAUGAUCCUUGUCUACGAUUAUAUGGCCCAUGGAACCCUUCGUGAGCAUCUAUACAAGACCCAAAAGCCACCUCUUCCAUGGAAGCAGAGGCUCGAGAUAUGCAUUGGUGCUGCUCGUGGUUUACACUAUCUCCACACUGGUGCAAAGCACACUAUUAUCCAUCGUGAUGUUAAGACAACCAACAUCCUCUUGGAUGAAAAAUGGGUGGCAAAGGUUUCUGAUUUUGGGUUGUCGAAAACAGGUCCUACAUUGGAUCACACUCAUGUUAGCACUGUUGUGAAGGGUAGUUUCGGUUACUUGGAUCCAGAGUACUUCAGGCGGCAGCAACUGACAGAAAAAUCUGAUGUUUACUCAUUUGGAGUUGUACUUUUUGAGAUCCUAUGUGCUCGGCCAGCUUUGAACCCAACACUUCCAAAGGAACAAGUAAGCUUGGCUGAGUGGGCGUUGCAUUGCCAGAAGAAGGGCAUUCUUGAUCAGAUUAUUGACCCGUAUCUGAAGGGGAAGAUUGCGCCAGAGUGCCUCAAAAAGGUUGCUGAAACAGCAAUGAAAUGUGUGUCGGAUCAGGGGAUUGAGAGGCCGUCAAUGGGUGAUGUGCUGUGGAACCUUGAGUUUGCUCUGCAGCUUCAAGAGAGUGCAGAGGAGAAUGGGAAGGGUCUCGGAGGUGUGGACAUCGAAGAGGGCUCAUUUGAUGUAGCCUGUAAAGGAAAGAAGGAUCCAAACACAUCCCCAGGUUUUGAUGGCAUCGUCACGGAUUCAAGGAGCAGUGGGAUGUCGAUGAGCAUAGGUGGGCGGAGCUUAGCUAGUGAAGAUUCAGAUGGGUUGACGCCAAGCGCAGUGUUCUCACAGAUCAUGAACCCGAAAGGACGUUGAGAUCAGUUGAUAGCAAAAGCCUGUGGUUGCUGAUUUUCAUCGCGGUAAUGUACCUUCCAUUGUUGGUUAAACACAGAAGUUAAAAUUUUAUGUCCCUGUUGUUAUCUUAUUCAUUUACUUAAUAUUUAAUGUUUUGGGCAAAUUCACCUGUAAGUUGUAUCUGCAAUUAGUCUGAGUGUGAAAAUAAUUUGUUUUAAUUCCUAAUCUUAAUUUGUUGAAAUUCCUAA